CUGCAGGAGCUGGUGAUGGACGAGCGGAACCGGGAGCCGCGAUGGAUGGAGGCGGCGCACUGGGUGAGGCUGGAGGAGAACCUAGGCCAGGACGGCACCUGGGGCCGCCCGCACCUGUCCUACCUCACCUUCUGGAGCCUCCUGGAGCUGCAGAGAGUCUUUGCCAAGGGCACCUUCCUCCUGGACCUCCAGGAGACCUCCCUGGCCGGGGUAGCCAACCAGCUGCUGGACAGGUUUAUCUACGAGGAGCAGAUCCGGCCCCAGGACCGAGACGAGCUGCUCCGGGCGCUGCUGCUGAAACACAGCCACGCCGGAGACCUGGAGGCCCUGGGAGGUGUGAAGCCCAUGGUCCUGACACGCUCUGGGGAGCCUGCUGAGCCGCUGCUCCCCCAACAGCCCUCGUUAGAGACGCAGCUCUUCUGUGUGCAGGGAGAGGGCGGCAUGGAGGGACAGUCGCCGUCGGGAGUUCUGGAAAAGAUCCCCCCGGAUUCGGAGGCCACCCUGGUGCUAGUGGGCCGGGCCACCUUCCUGGAGCGGCCGGUGCUGGGCUUCGUGCGGCUGCAAGAGGCGGCGACGCUGGAGGCCUUGGAGCUGCCUGUGCCUGUGCGCUUCCUGCUCGUGUUGCUGGGGCCGGAGGCUCCCCACACCGACUACACCCAGCUUGGCCGUGCUGCAGCCACCCUCAUGUCAGAGAGGGUGUUCCGCACGGAGGCCUACCUGACCCAGAGCCGGGGGGAGCUGGUGCACUCCCUGGAGGGCUUUCUGGACUGCAGCCUGGUGCUGCCGCCCACAGACGUGCCCUCCGAGCAGGCCCUGCUCAGCCUGGUGCCUGUGCAGAGGGAGCUGCUUCGGAGGCGCUACCUGCCCAGCCCGGCCAAGCCAGACCCCAGCUUCUACAAGGGCCUAGACUUGAACGGGGGUGCUGGGGCCCCCGGCGAACCAGAGGACCCUCUGCGGCGGACAGGCCGGCUCUUUGGGGGCCUGGUGCGUGACAUCCGGCGCCGCUACCCCUACUACCUGAGCGACAUCACGGACGCGCUCAGCCCCCAGGUCCUGGCCGCCGUUAUCUUCAUCUACUUUGCUGCGCUGUCCCCCGCCAUCACCUUCGGUGGCCUCCUGGGAGAAAAGACCCGGAACCAGAUGGGGGUGUCGGAACUGCUCAUCUCCACGGCGGUGCAGGGCAUUCUCUUCGCGCUGCUGGGGGCUCAGCCUCUGCUUGUGGUUGGCUUCUCCGGACCCCUGCUGGUGUUUGAGGAAGCCUUCUUCUCGUUCUGCGAAAGCAACAACCUGGAGUACAUCGUGGGCCGGGCGUGGAUCGGCUUCUGGCUCAUCCUGCUAGUGGUGCUGGUGGUGGCCUUCGAGGGCAGCUUCCUGGUCCGCUUCAUCUCGCGCUACACCCAGGAGAUCUUCUCCUUCCUCAUCUCCCUCAUCUUCAUCUACGAGACCUUCUCCAAGCUGAUCAAGAUCUUCCAGGACCACCCACUGAAGUUGGAAUACAAGCACAAUGUGACAAUAACGCCCAAACCUCAGGACCCCCUGCCCAACACUGCCCUCCUCUCUCUUGUGCUCAUGGCUGGCACCUUCUUCUUUGCCAUGAUGCUGCGCAAGUUCAAGAACAGCUCCUACUUCCCCGGCAAGCUGCGUCGGGUCAUCGGAGACUUUGGGGUCCCCAUCUCAAUCCUGAUCAUGGUCCUGGUGGAUUCCUUCAUCCAGGACACCUACACCCAGAAACUCUCGGUGCCCAGCGGCCUCCAGGUGUCCAACUCCUCGGCCAGGGGCUGGGUCAUCCACCCGCUGGGCUUGUUCUCCCCAUUCCCCAUCUGGAUGAUGUUUGGGGCCGCCCUGCCAGCCCUGCUGGUCUUCAUUCUCAUAUUCCUGGAGUCUCAGAUCACCACGCUGAUCGUCAGCAAACCGGAACGCAAGAUGAUCAAGGGCUCCGGCUUCCACCUGGACCUGCUGCUGGUCGUGGGCAUGGGCGGGGUGGCCGCCCUCUUCGGGAUGCCCUGGCUCAGCGCCACCACUGUGCGUUCUGUCACCCAUGCCAACGCUCUCACCGUUAUGGGCAAGGCAAGCAGUCCGGGGGCUGCGGCCCAGAUCCAGGAGGUCAAGGAGCAGCGGAUCAGCGGGCUCCUGGUCUCUGUGCUCGUGGGCCUGUCCAUCCUCAUGGAGCCCAUCCUGUCCCGCAUCCCCCUCGCUGUGCUCUUCGGCAUCUUCCUCUACAUGGGGGUCACAUCCCUCAGCGGCAUCCAGCUCUUUGACCGCAUCUUGCUUCUGCUCAAGCCACCCAAGUACCACCCGGACGUGCCUUUCGUCAAGCGGGUGAAGACCUGGCGCAUGCACUUGUUCACGGGCAUCCAGAUCAUCUGUCUGGCCGCGCUGUGGGUGGUGAAGUCCACGCCCGCCUCACUGGCCCUGCCCUUCGUCCUCAUCCUCACUGUGCCCCUGCGGCGCCUCCUGCUGCCCUACAUCUUCAGCAACCUGGAGCUCCAGUGUCUGGAUGCCGACGACGCCAAGGCCACCUUUGACGAGGAAGAAGGUCGGGACGAAUAUGAUGAAGUGGCCAUGCCUGUGUGA
Messenger RNA from Lepus europaeus (European hare), 2574 nucleotides. RefSeq names its product solute carrier family 4 member 1 (Diego blood group) (gene SLC4A1). Gene Ontology annotation, cellular component: plasma membrane; basolateral plasma membrane. The transcript has 16 exons. Gene Ontology annotation, molecular function: monoatomic anion transmembrane transporter activity; solute:inorganic anion antiporter activity; bicarbonate transmembrane transporter activity. Gene Ontology annotation, biological process: bicarbonate transport; monoatomic anion transport; transmembrane transport. Lineage: Eukaryota; Metazoa; Chordata; Mammalia; Lagomorpha; Leporidae. The coding region runs from base 16 to 2574 and encodes 852 amino acids. The record is from RefSeq and is a predicted model, not a curated record.